UUACACGCUCGCGCUGUCCACGAGGUUGCGCAUACUUUUUUUUUUUCGUUCCACCAAAAGCUCACGGUUCGUGUUUGUUUUAUUUUCACGUAGCUGUUGUGUGAGCCGUAUCCUAGCAGCAAGCAGCAGCAGCCAGAGCUUUACAACAUGGACCUUUCAAGAUAAAUGUUUGCUGCUACUCUACCCUACCUGUGUACCUCAGGUUUGCUUCCGUCAAGUCUGACAUGCCCUACUGAAUUCAACUAAAUGCGUUGAAUGCGUCUUUAAAUCAAGGCUUUUAAAUAUAAAUCCUGUACGGUUCAUUCUUAACAAUGAGUAGAGUUGCUUUUGUUUCCCUAUAAUGCCACUGAAAACCGUAAUAAUGUAUUAUUGACGAUAUAAUCAAAUGGAGGCGCUCUGUCGCAGUAAGCUUACUAACUACAUGAAUUAACCGAAUCUUUAAAAACAUCCCUUGUUCAAAAUGCCGCCGUCUGGUCUCAUAUGGGAUAAAGUGUCGAAAAUUGAUCCAAAGACUCUUGAUGAAUGUGAAAAAGACGAACUGGAUGAAGUCUUCCGCAUUUUUGUUGCGACAAAAGAAUGGGAGGUGAAGGAUAAAGCUACGGAGAACAUUAUCCGCGUCCUCCGAGUGGGUCAGGCCCUGCUAAAGAUGAAAGAGCGUGAGGUUAAGCUCCAUGAAAGCUUCAUCGACGAUAUCGGUGUACAACACGUCAAAACCGAAAACGAACUUCGUGCAAAAGUGUCCAGGCUGGAACAAGAGCGCAAGCUCGGCACUGGGCCAGACAGCCGCUUUCUUAGGGAUGAGAUUCGGCAGCUCGAGGCCCAGCUGGAGCAACGGGAGAAGGAAUUGACCCAGUUAAGGAAAGACAUGGGCAAGGAGAAGAAAACCAAUGAAGAGCUGAUUGUGCGACUGGAGGAGGCUGAGGACGAAGUGAAAAAGUUAAAAAGAGAGUUGAAAAAAUCUAAGAAGAAGAAUGAGCAGCUCCAGCAGGACGUGGAGUUCUACCGUGCAGAGCUGGAGCAGAAGGAGCCGCUCACCUCCAGAGACGACGGCGCCGAGACUCAGAGGAAGCUCAGCCUGGCCAACCGCCAGCUCUACCAAUGCCUGGACGACCUGCAGCGAGCAGAGGAUGAGAACGCACACCUGAAGACACAGAACGUGCAGCUGCAGAGGAGCCUGGAGGAGUCUGUGAAAGAGAUGGAGAAGAUGACAGAUGAGUACAACAAGAUGAAGAUCGUUGUGCAGCAGACUGACUCAAUUAUGGACCAGCUCAGGAAAGAAAGGGAUCACACGAAGCUUCAAGUUAGAGAGCUGACAGAAAAGAUUCAAAGCAUGACUGAAGAGAAUGACCCAAUCAUGGCAGCUGUCACUGCCAAAGUAGAGGAGUGGAAGAAAGUGUUGUCUGGGAAGGAUGAGGAAAUUUUGGUGUACCAGCAGAUGAUCCGUGAGCUGAGGGAAAAGCUGCGCUCUGCCCAGCUGGACUUGGACAAAAGCAACAUAAUUGCCCUGCAACAGGUCAUAUAUGAACUCUGUGGUGCCGUCCAGGAGCGAGAUAAUCAGAUCAAGAUGCUGAGCGAGCAGGUGGAGCAGUACACAGGAGAGAUGGAAAAGCACGCUCGGCUCAUAGAGGAGCUGAAGAUGUCCACAAACAAAGAUAGAGGUGCUCCUUCGACGUUACAGCAGAGGAAGAUGGAGGAGCUGCAGUCUAAACUGAAAGUGGCGGAGGCCAGAGCGACGGAAGCAGAGCGGGCCUUCAGACGGGCAGAAUCACAUGCUGAGGAAAAAGACAAAGCCUUUAUUGAGGCGUCAAAUCGCCUGAGCCAGUACGAGUCUGGCACUUACGGCUUGGAAGCAGCCAUUGCCGAGAUCAAAGAGUGUAACAAUCAAAUUAGAAUGAGAGAUCGUGAGGCAGAGGCCAUGACCAAAGAGAUCAACCAGCUCGAGCUGAGAAUCAAUGACCUCAUGGAUGAAAACGAGGAGCUCCGGGAAAAACUGGGUCUGGAGCCAAAGCAGGAAGUGGAUCUGACAGAAUUCAGGCGCGCCAGGGAUCUCAGGCAGCGCCAGUACAAAGCCGAAAACCAAGUUCUUGCCAAAGAGAUUGAGCGACUGGAAGAAGAGCGGCUGGAGCUGAAGAAACAAAUCAGGCGCUUGGUGAAAGAAAAAGCUGUGCCUGCUGGAAUCCCACAGUCAAGUGUGCAGCUGCAGGAAGAUGUCUGGUCUGGCAGAAAAGAAGAGGCACAAGGAAGAAUCUACACUGACGACAAGAUCAGACAAAAGAAUGAAUACCUAGAGAAAGAACUGAGCAGCAAGAAGAGGGAGCUUGAACUUCACAAGUCCGAUUUUCAGGCUCAACUGGCAGAGCUGUCCAAAGCAAAGACAGACUUGGAGGCUACGCUGAAAGAGGUUCUUCAGGCCAUUAGGACGAGUCAGCAGACCGGUUCUGAUUCUGUCACUGCCAUCAGUAUGAAAAGCUUGUCUAAUGUGAGUAUCAAAAAAAGCUUGAGAUACAGUUCUUUAUUUCAUUUUUUGUCCUCUUACAGCUACACAACUAUGUCUGUUAUAUCCUCACCUUCCAAAAU
Messenger RNA from Poecilia latipinna (sailfin molly), 2577 nucleotides. Its product is annotated as centrosomal protein of 290 kDa. The record is from RefSeq and is a predicted model, not a curated record. Lineage: Eukaryota; Metazoa; Chordata; Actinopteri; Cyprinodontiformes; Poeciliidae. The annotation marks the transcript as partial. Gene Ontology annotation, cellular component: centriolar satellite; ciliary transition zone. The transcript has 20 exons. Gene Ontology annotation, biological process: kidney development; non-motile cilium assembly; ciliary transition zone assembly.